GUUUCAAGAUGGCAACCGACGAUGAUAUCAUUCGGAAGAGGCUGUUGAUUGAUGGAGAAGGUGCGGGUGAUGAUCGCAGAAUUACCGCGCUUUUGAAGACAUUUCUGAAAUGGUGUAAUUCUACUGGCGAGGAGGAAGACAAUGAUGCCACAUAUCAGAAAAUGCUUAUUCAACUGGCUCAGUGUGAAUUUGCUAUUGGUAAAACACAGACUGUCUAUGAAAUGAAUGAGCUGGAAACUGAAAACUAUGAGAAGAUUUAUAGUGAAAUAGAGCAGAGUAUUUCACAUGCCUAUGAGGAAAUUGCAUCCUGCAAGACUGAGCUGCAGAAAGCAAAGAGGAUACGAAGAAACAGACAAGAAUAUGAUGCACUUGCUAAGGUUAUCACCCAACAUCCAGAGAGGCAAGAAACUCUCAAACAAAUUGAAGAACUAGAUAAAGAACUCAAUUCUCUGACAAGCACUAAAGAAAGUCUUUUAUCCAAGCUUGAACUGCGACAGAAACAGUUCCAUCUUCUCAUCAACACAAUUCACGAGUUACAACGGAUGCUAGAAGAAGACAAAACUGAUACAGAUGAACCUUCCUCUACCACUGAAGCUUCUGCAAUGGACACCAGCUAAUUUCUGUUGAUUUAUGUCUAGCCUGUGUAGCUGGUAGAUUUGUAUCAGUUUAGGGGAUGAGCAACUAUACAGACUAAUUUAUGUUGAAUGCUUUUUGUACAUAAUGCUUAAUAAACCAUUAAAGAAAAGGGAAAUGUAA
This is a messenger RNA of Pocillopora verrucosa, 756 nucleotides long. Its product is annotated as THO complex subunit 7 homolog. NCBI's taxonomy places the organism in Eukaryota, Metazoa, Cnidaria, Anthozoa, Scleractinia, Pocilloporidae. Gene Ontology annotation, biological process: mRNA export from nucleus; mRNA processing. The record is from RefSeq and is a predicted model, not a curated record. Gene Ontology annotation, cellular component: THO complex part of transcription export complex.